Cotesia glomerata is the source of this 2193-nucleotide messenger RNA. Its product is annotated as neurotrophin 1-like. Gene Ontology annotation, biological process: central nervous system formation; innate immune response; regulation of Toll signaling pathway. Lineage: Eukaryota; Metazoa; Arthropoda; Insecta; Hymenoptera; Braconidae. Gene Ontology annotation, molecular function: Toll binding; growth factor activity. The record is from RefSeq and is a predicted model, not a curated record. Gene Ontology annotation, cellular component: extracellular region.
UUUUGUUUUUCUGAAUCCGUCAAAUUCAGGAAUUGAUCAAAAUGAGGUUAAAGAAAAUAUACUAGUCAGUAUUGAGGAAAAUUCAUAUUAGCCGAUUAAGCAUAUUUCUAUGAAGUUAAUAAAUUUAUAAAAAUUCAUUUUCUUCAGCCUCCUCUUAAACUCGAGUUUUAGCGCCUUUAAUGGUGUAAAAUUAAAAAUUAUCCUUGGCUUUUUUGAUCGGUUAGAGGCACUAAAAUUUGAGCCAGGUAUUAAAUCUAUGUAAGAUAAAAAAUUUUGAGUGAUUUGAAGACAAAAUUUUGCCUGAAUAGCAAUUAAGUUUGAAAAUUAAAUUUUAAAAAAAUCCAAAAUAUCUAUAUUUUAAAAAAUUUCAGAAAUUUAACAUGAGGAUUUUAUAAAAUUUUAUUUUAGCUAAUUAAAAGGAUGAUUGCAAAUUAAUAAUUUAUUGAAAGUAUAAAUUCAUUUAAAAAAUUAUUUUCCCAUUUAACAUUUUAAGAAAAUUUUAUCAAAAAAUUUUAUUACUGUUGUUACAAUGGCUGCGUAAAAAAUUUAAUUGUAUAGAAAAUUUAAAGUGGUUUUAAAAACUUAAAAAAAUGAUCUACAGGAACUUGCCAAGUGUAGAAAAAAAAAUUUUUUUUUCUUUGUACAUGUGCGCAGGCAUUUUGUCGCCUUAAAAUUUCAAGAAACAAAAAAAUAUAUUUUGAACAUGAUUAUAAAUAAACUCAUAUUGCACUUUCAUAAAUUUUUUCUUAAAUUUCCAAAAAAAACUUGAAAAACAAAAAAUAUUGUUUAUAAGUUUAUACUUAAUGUAGAAAGUGCAUUGAAGAUGUAUAUUACGGUUCAAUGAGUGUGAGUAGAGAAAAAGACAAGGAAAGUAUCUGAAAUUUAAAAAUCCUAAAUAUUCAAUAAACAGUAAGGUGUAAUGGAAACUGUACUUGAAGGAGAUUAAAAUAAUAAAGUAUCGGCUUAACUUUUGUCCUUCAUUCCGGAAGCAAGGUACAAAACACAAAGAAAGAGGAAAGAGAGAGAGAGACGGAGAUAGUUUUCUUCCGUGACGUACUUAAGUAAAUAGCAACUGUAAUUACCUUGAAGCUUAGAUGCUAUUGUUAAUUUUAAAAUAAGUAUAUAUUCUACUGAGGGAUAAGGUGUACUACCUGAUGCAAAUAUAUUUAGCAUCAGUUUUCGUUAAUUUUUCGUCUCCAUUCGGAUUGUAACUUGUGUACCGUUAACGUGAAUUAUAGCUGAGUUAUCGAUGCAUCGAUUAAAUGUUGUUUGGAUAUUUAAAAUAUUAAAAAGAUAAACAUCAUUUUUGUGUUAUUUACAUAAUUUAUUUUAUUUUAUUUAUAAAGAUAAUUAUAAAAUUAUAAUCAUGGUGCUACGGGUGUUAUUACUUGUUUUCUGUGUACUUGAGGUGACAAAAUUUAUGAAUAGUUUUCCAACUCAAUUAAAACUUGAUGGAAAUGUCACUUUUAUUGAAAAUUUUGUUAAUCCAACAGAAAUUGAUGAAAAAAUUUCAAUUAAAGGGUCAAAAAAUGAAUCAGUGGCAUCAGACCUCGAUGGAUCGAAGAAAAUAUUUCACUACAAAGACGGAAAAAAUGACAAUUCUAGUAUGACUCUGCUACCGAAAUGCGAUGAACAGGAAUUUUGCGAAGAAGUGCCCGAUUAUCCGAUUGAGAUUGUUGAAAAAGCACUACGAUCAAAGAAGAGUUUAGAAUUAUUAAAUACUAAAGACAAGCCUCUAGAUCCAAAACCAAAAUUUGGUAAUGAUGAAAGUGAUGGUCUCUGCAAAGGAGUUUCAAAAUACAUAAUUCCACGAGCAGCACGUAAUAAAGAUGGAGAAACAAAAUUUAUUAUUAACACCAAAGAAUAUGUUCAAGGCAUGAAUGUAGAAACAUGCGAAAAUGUUGAUAUUCCAUGCCGAUUAAUUGAUGGCUUUGCUGCGGGUUACAAGACUAUGUGUGUACAGAAAUUUAUGUACAAAAAAUUAGUCUCACUUUCAGAUGUCGGUGAAGCCGAAACAGAUUGGUUCUCAAUGCCUGCAAGUUGCUGCUGUAAAAUUGAAUUUACGGGCAAUGAUAACUCAUAUCGAUCGAAAUUAAAUUAGUUAUUGUACAAUUAUUUUGUAAUUAAUUUUAUUCAACUGUAAUUAUAUGACUAAACUAUUAGAUAAUUAACAAAAUAUUUUUUUUUUUUCAA